GCAACCACAGCCGCAGCCAUGAAGUGCCUCCUGCUCGCCCUGGGCCUGGCCCUCGUGUGUGGCAUCCAGGCCAUCGUCGUCCCCCAGACCACGAGGGCCCUGGAUAUAAGAAAGGUGGCUGGGACGUGGCACUCCUUGGCCAUAGCGGCCAGUGACAUCUCCCUCCUGGACGCCGAGACCGCCCCCCUGAGAGUGUACGUCCAGGAGCUGAGACCCACCCCCGAGGGCAACCUGGAGAUCGUUCUGCGCAAAUGGGAAAACAGUGCAUGCGUUGAGGGGAACAUCGUGGCCCAGAAGACUGAGGACCCAGCCGUGUUCACGGUCGACUACCAAGGGCAAAGAAAGAUUUUCGUGCUGGACACAGACUACACCCACUACCUGUUCUUCUGCAUGGAGGCCCCCGUGCCCACCGCUGAGAGCGGCAUGAUGUGCCAGUACCUGGCCAGGACCCUGAAGGUCGACAACGAGGUCAUGGGGAAAUUCAACAGAGCCCUCGAGACUCUGCCCGUGCACGUGCAGAUCAUCCCGGACCUGACCCAGGGCAAGGAGCAGUGCCACGUCUAGGUGAGCUCCUGCCUGACCCGCCUCCUGGGGUCCCAGAGACGACAUCGUCCCCUCCCUCCCCCUUCAGAGGAAUCAGGAGGGACCAGGCCCCAGGUCCUGUGGGACCCGCUCCUCCAGGGGACGGGGUCCUCGGGGCGCCAGCCUGGGGUGCCCUGCUCUGAGCCACUCCUCCCGCAGCAAUAAAGAA
This is a messenger RNA of Zalophus californianus (California sea lion), 751 nucleotides long. Its product is annotated as beta-lactoglobulin-2-like. The record is from RefSeq and is a predicted model, not a curated record. NCBI's taxonomy places the organism in Eukaryota, Metazoa, Chordata, Mammalia, Carnivora, Otariidae. The coding region runs from base 19 to 564 and encodes 181 amino acids. Gene Ontology annotation, molecular function: small molecule binding. The transcript is spliced from 7 exons.